This is a messenger RNA of Thunnus maccoyii (southern bluefin tuna), 4271 nucleotides long. It is a transcript of the gene slc12a1, whose product is annotated as solute carrier family 12 member 1. The coding region runs from base 129 to 3257 and encodes 1042 amino acids. Gene Ontology annotation, biological process: sodium ion homeostasis; chloride transmembrane transport; potassium ion homeostasis. The transcript has 26 exons. Gene Ontology annotation, molecular function: sodium:potassium:chloride symporter activity. Gene Ontology annotation, cellular component: membrane. The record is from RefSeq and is a predicted model, not a curated record. Lineage: Eukaryota; Metazoa; Chordata; Actinopteri; Scombriformes; Scombridae.
GGAUAACCAUACCAGUUGAUGCAGUGCUCUGCUCUUUUAAAACAUUGUUGGAUGACUGAAGACUUAAGACCUACACUGCAGUUUCAUCCUUGACUUUUUAAAUCUGAGAAUUUCCUUCAGCAUUCCUGAUGGAGAGGAUCAGUUCUAACGGAGGGGAGUAUGUUAACUCCGCUUAUGAUACGACACUGGAUGGGCCUCCUGUCUAUGAAGUGACGAGCCUCUCUAACGGGGAGAACCGGGCUGUCCGGUUUUCGGUGGUCAGUGCUUUUGGUCAUGACACUUUGGACAGAGUGCCCAACAUUGACUUCUAUCGUAAUGCGGGCAGUGUGAGUGGUCACCGGGCUGUGCGACCUUCCCUCCAGGAGCUCCACGAUAUCUUUCAGAAGAAUGGAGCAAUCUCUGUGCCAGACACUGUGGAUGACAGUGGCGAUGGGAGUGACGGGACCCCCUCUGAUGAUGUGGAGUCUGCUGAGCCCAUUGAGAACAACAGUGGAGCAGUAAAGUUUGGCUGGAUAAGGGGUGUCUUGGUGAGAUGCAUGCUGAACAUCUGGGGUGUGAUGCUGUUCAUCCGUCUGUCCUGGGUGUUUGGACAGGCAGGCUGGGGUCUGGGAAUCGUGGUCAUCGCUCUGAGCUGUGUGGUGACCACCAUUACUGGCCUUUCCAUGUCCGCCAUUUGCACUAAUGGUGUGGUCAGAGGAGGAGGAGCCUACUAUUUGAUAUCUCGCAGUUUGGGACCAGAGUUUGGAGGGUCGAUUGGUCUGAUUUUUGCCUUUGCCAAUGCAGUGGCUGUAGCCAUGUAUGUGGUGGGAUUCGCUGAGACAGUGGUUGACUUGCUCAAGGAGCAUGAUGCCCUUAUGGUGGAUGAAAUAAAUGACAUCAGAAUCGUCGGAUGCAUUACGGUGGUGUUGCUGUUGGCCAUAUCAGUUGCUGGAAUGGAAUGGGAGGCCAAGGCACAGAUUGUUCUACUCAUUAUUUUGCUGGUGGCCAUAGUGAACGUAUUUGUGGGAACAUUCAUUCCUGCAACUGAGACUAAGAAAUCCCAAGGCUUCUUCAAUUAUAACGCAAAAAUAUUCUCAGAAAAUUUUCCUCCAGCGUUUCGAGAUGGUGAGAGUUUUUUCUCAGUGUUUUCCAUCUUUUUCCCUGCUGCAACGGGAAUCCUGGCUGGAGCCAACAUCUCUGGCGACUUGCGGGAUCCCCAAGCAGCCAUACCUAAAGGUACCCUGCUGGCAAUCUUAAUCACUGGUAUCACCUACCUGGCUGUUGCCCUUUGUGUCUCUGCCACUGUUGUCCGAGAUGCCACAGGAAACAUAACUGACAUCAUUACCGGCAAUAAUCAUCACUGCAAUGGUUCAGCAGUAGCUGCUUGUGAGCUCGGCUAUGAUUUCUCCUCCUGUGAAGUAGAUGACUGUAAAUUUGGCUUGAUGAACAACUUCCAGGUGAUGACCAUGGUAUCUGGAUUUGGUCCCCUCAUCAUUGCUGGAACGUUCUCAGCCACCCUUUCAUCAGCCUUGGCUUCCCUUGUCAGUGCUCCCAAAGUCUUCCAGGCACUGUGUAAAGACAACAUCUACAAGGCCCUGCACUUCUUUGCUAAGGGAUAUGGCAAGAACAAUGAGCCAAUUCGUGGCUACGUCCUCACUUUCAUCAUUUCUGUGGGCUUCAUUCUCAUUGGUAAUCUCAAUAUCAUUGCUCCUAUCAUCUCAAACUUCUUCUUGGCAUCUUAUGCUCUCAUAAAUUUCUCCUGUUUCCAUGCAUCCUACGCCAAGUCUCCAGGUUGGAGACCAGCAUAUAAAUUCUACAACAUGUGGUUAUCCCUGUUGGGUGCGGUGCUCUGCUGUGGUGUUAUGUUUGUUAUCAACUGGUGGGCUGCUCUCCUCACAUAUGGCAUUGAAAUCCUCCUCUACAUUUAUGUGACAGUCAAGAAGCCAGAUGUGAACUGGGGUUCAUCCACGCAGGCAGUGACAUUUGUGAGUGCAGUCAGCAAUGCUCUGUCACUAUCUGGAGUAGAAGAUCAUGUCAAGAACUUCAGGCCUCAGAUCUUAGCAUUGACAGGUUCAGCACGGACCAGACCGGCUCUCCUAGACCUGGCUCAUGGCUUUUCAAAGAACUAUGGACUCUGUCUCUCCUGUGAAGUGUUUGUGGGCCCAAGAUCAGAGGCCCUUGAAGAGAUGAAUUCUGGCAUGGAGAAGAACCAGCUGUGGCUGAGGAAAACCAAACGCAAGGCAUUCUACGCUGCUGUGGCCUGCGAAAGCUUCAGGGAAGGGACUGAGAGCCUGCUGCAGGCUUCUGGUCUUGGUCGUAUGAAGCCUAACACACUGAUGAUAGGCUUCAAGAGGAACUGGAGGACUGCAGGCACAGAGGCGUUGCUGAGUUAUGUGGGAGUGCUGCAUGAUGCAUUUGACUUUGAGUAUGGAACAGUGAUAUUGAGGAUGGACCAGGGACUUGAUGUGUCACAUAUUAUCGAGGCAGAAGAGGAGAUGCUAAGGGCAGUGAAAGAGCAACAAUCACUGGAGACUGACCUAAAUGGAAGGAAAGCUUCCAGAGGACUGUUCAGGAAGACCAGAAAGUCCUCGACACAAGUGCUCACCACCAGAGUGUCAGUGUGCGGCCCUCUGCCCCCGCAGGUUGCCAAGAUGAAUGAGAGGCUGAUCGAGGCCAGUUCUCAGUUCAAGAAGAAACAGCCUAAAGGCACCAUUGAUGUGUGGUGGCUGUUUGACGAUGGAGGUCUUACCCUGCUGCUCCCCUACAUCCUAACCACCAGGAAGAAGUGGAAAGACAGUAAAUUAAGGAUCUUCAUUGCAGGGCAGCCUGAACGCAGUGAGCUGGAUAAACAGGAGAUGAUGUCACUGUUGGAGAAAUUCAGAAUUAAGUACAGUGAGAUCAUUGUCCUUGAUGACAUCCAUGUCAAACCCAGUUCUGACAGCUUGAAGAAGUUAGAGGACAUGAUUGAGCCUUUCCGUCUGCAUGAGGGGUCUAAAGACACCGCCCAGGCUGAAGCCCUGCGGAAAGAGCAUCCCUGGAAAAUCACUGACGAAGAGCUGGAGACAUUUGAGGAGAAGACCAACCUCCAGGUACGACUGAAUGAGUUGCUUCAGGAAAACUCCAAAUCAGCCAAUCUGGUCAUUGUGAGCAUGCCAAUUGCCCGUAAGUCUGUCUCUGAUCACCUCUACAUGGCCUGGCUGGACACUCUCACAAAGGACCUUCCACCCACCCUGCUAAUUAGAGGAAACCACAAGAGUGUGCUUACUUUCUACUCCUGAGCACCUUGCAGGCUCAGUAGUAGAGUACUAGGUAGCGUGAAAGGAAAAUGAAAGGUUGUACCAUAAUGAUGAACCAUGUUCAUAAAGCGUACCAGAACCUUGGAUGAUAUUAUUCAGUCUUCCAGACCAUCACCACUGUGUAACACAAUCCACCAUUUUUAGUGAAGUCCUGAUGAGGGGAUUCAAACUCCAAGUCUGAUUGGAACAGCCAGUUGUAGUCGUCACACUAAACAAUACAUACAAUACAUACAUACAUACAUACAUACAAUAAAAUAUAAGACAUAACUGAAAGAAAUCUUAAAAGUAUUCACCUGGCUUAGCUGACUAUGGUAUAAUAAAAACAAAGUUUCAGUCAUAGCGAAAUCUUGUUACCAAUGUAAACUUUUAACUUCUCUGCUGCACCCAGAGCUCUCUAUCAAUGCUGUUAGUGAUGAACAAGACUGGUCUAAAUAAGGAAAUAUAUAUUUCUGACAAUGAAUUAGAGAAUGUCAGACAGUCUGAGUGUGAAUUUGGGAGCACAGGCGAAGUUUAAGCUUUUCGCAACAAUGGACAGCUUCGAACAAUAAUGUUAUACUAAGACAAGCUUAUAAUUUGGGGUUCAGGCAGGGAUACAAGGCUGCUUUCAAUGGUUAAACUGAGUGACUGCGUUGCCUGGUGCCGUGAUUGUAAAAUAAAUGUAUAUAGUAGAUGUUUGAACUCACUGCUGAAUAUUUUUUGAAAAAAAAAAAAAAUUUUCAUAAAUGAUUAACAGCAUGAUAUUGGCUACAUUAGUUUUUUAAACAGUGAUAAUAAUGGUAAAAUUAUUUUGUAAGCUUUCUUUGAUAUUCACUAAGUUUAAAAUACACUGCUAUUAUAAAGCUGUUUACCUCUUCCACAUUAUACUGUUUAAAUAUUGUUAAGGUUACUCUCAGUACACUUUUUGUUUGAUGAAAACUAAAGCUUGUAAACUCAAUUCCUCUGUGUGUUUUACCUUAUCUGUCUUCCUAUUUAAAUAUAUAAUUGUGAUUUACUGAU